Cladocopium goreaui is the source of this 2040-nucleotide messenger RNA. The record is from the annotation of a GenBank genome assembly. Lineage: Eukaryota; Dinophyceae; Suessiales; Symbiodiniaceae.
AUGGGAAGAUGGGAUCCAGACAAGAGAAUUUGGAACAACAGCGUUUUUUGGCAAGAGUUGCGACAGGAGACAAUGGAUCUCAUAGUUCAGCACCUUGGAGAUGAGCGCAAGCUUGAUAGGGCAUGCUUUGAGAUGGCAGUGAAGGGAGAAGCUGGCUGUGAUAUAGUUUGUGAUGAGAACCUCAAACAAAACUUGAGGGAGCUUUGGAUGCGCAAGUUACGGCAACAUGGAAGUGUUUUGGAAGCCCUGGACUACAGGGCACCAGGGCAGCCCUUCUACUUGAGGCUCUUCAAGGAGCUGCUGGCCAUUUCAGGUGAUGUGGAUAGAGACUUCCUCCUCCAAGGAGAGGUGGGAUACCCAGUUGGGGUGGACCUGCCGUUACCUCGCACACCACAUGUCUUCGAAGAACAGACCAGCUGGAAAUUGGAGAACGACCCGCACAUGCAGGAAGAAAUUUGGAGGUCGAAUUAUCAGUCAGUGGAGGCGCACAAAGACUUCGUGCGACAACACUUUGAGGAAGAGUGUGCGGAAGGCUUGAUGGAAAAACUAACCGUCAAGGAGGCCAAAGCCAAAUAUGGGAAGCGCAUAGCCAUCUCCUCACUGGCAGUCCUGGUGGAAGAAAACCACCAGGGAAAAAGACGUGUCAUUCACGACGCCACCCAUGGGACACGGAUCAACAACCGCAUCAGGUGCAGAGACAAGGCUUCAGUCUUCAGUUUGGUUGGUGAUAUCAGUAAGGCGCACAGGCGCUUUUUACAUGCGCCUGAAGAGCGUGGCUUGCUGUCCUGCAGGAUCAGCGAGGAUGACGUGUACAUAUACGUCAACAAGGUUGGAACCUUUGGACUGGCCUGUGCCUCCUAUUGGUGGGCAAGGAUAGCAGGAGCCGGGAUCAGGCUGAUGCAUGAAAUGUUGGGACCCCAGAUGCCUGUCGACUUGCUGAUCUUUGCAGACGAUCUGGAAGCGAUAGCAUCUUCGGCUGGGGGUCGCAGAGGCAUCACCCUCAGUUUUCUUUCCCUGUCCUGCCUGGGCUUCCCUUUCAAGUGGGCCAAACAGAGAGGAGGGCUGCGUGUUGAGUGGAUAGGCUUGUUCACAGACUACACAAGCUACAAAAUAGGACUUUCGCCGAAGCGUGCAGAGUGGAUGCAGAGCUGGGUCAUGAAGCUGGCGUCUGAAGGGUGCACGACCCCGAAAGUCUUUGAGCAGGGCCUUGGGCGUUUGGGCUUCUCUGCCCUGGCGCUGCUGUGGGAGAAACUUUUCCUGGGCCCGCUAUACAGCUGGUCGGCGGCAAUCAGAAACAAGAAAGGGACGAUGAGGCUCCCGGCUAUGUUGAGGGCUAUCCUGCUCUUCCUGGGCGAGAGGUUCAAGGAGGGCGGACAGCUACAAGAGGCACCCCCCCUUAAACGGGGGACAGAGGAGGUGGACGACCUUCUUUUCUUCACAGACGCCAGGGCCACGGAGAGCGGUGCUUGGAUAGGUGGCUUUCUUCAAAGUCAAGAAGGCAAAGUUCUGGCCUGGUUUUCUGAGGAGGUCAAAGAAGAUUGGGCGGACUGGCUUCGUCUUCGGAAAGACCCCAAGCGACUGAUUGCGUCGUUGGAGCUGCUUGCAACCUUGGUGGCGAUCAAACUUUGGGCGCCAGUGGGUAACAGAGAAGUCAGGGCCAAAUGUUGGAUCAGGGGGAAGACAGACAACCUGGGAAAUGCCUACGCCAUUUCAAAAUGGAUGUCAACGAAAUUUCCCCUUACGGUUUUGGUGAUGGAGCUUUCCGAAUCUCUGCGGCUAGGCCAUUGCUACCUAGCGCUUGACUGGCUGAGGAGAGAUCGGAACCAGUUAGCAGACGACCUUUCCAACAUGAAGUUUGACAGUUUCAACAUGGAGCAACGCGUACGGUGGGUGCCGCAGGAGCAGAAAUGGCACGUUCUCACCAGGUUUCUGCAACAUGCCAAAGAGUUUCAUGAGGAAAUGCGGAAGAGAAAGAUGGAGCCCUCACCCAAAGAAUCAGCAAAGAAGAGGGCACGUACGAAGGGGCUUGGCCCUUGGUGA